AUGGCUUCUCAUGCUGAUGAUGAAUUGGUACCCUCCACCACCGAAGGGUACAAGGUUGGAGAGAAGAAAUCUGUCGAUGAGUACAACAAGCUAGAUGCUGAAGAUGAAUCUCUUGCUCGCUGGAAACAGUCCCUGGGUAUCGGAGCCUCCUCUGCUGGUUCCAUCGGUGAACCCGGCGAUAUGCGUAAGGUUGUUAUUCUUGAGCUCUCGCUUCUGAUUACUGGGCGUCCGGAUGUCGUUAUCGACCUCAGUGCUCUUGGUGCCGUUGCGACUCUAAAGGAGAAGCCUUUCACCAUCAAGGAAGGGAGUGAGUACAAGAUGAGAGUCAAGUUCAGAGUUCAGCACGAAGUUAUCUCUGGCCUGAGAUACCUUCAACUUGUCAAGAGGAAGGGCAUCAAGGUCGAUAAGUCAGACGAAAUGAUGGGGAGCUACGGGCCGAAUACUGCAGAAAAUCCGUGCUAUGAGAAGAUUUUUGCUCCCGAGGAAGCCCCAUCAGGCAUGCUGUACCGUGGACACUACGAUGCCCUGAGCAAGUUCAUGGACGACGAUCAUAACACCCAUUUGGAGUUUAACUGGAGCUUCAACAUUUCUAAGACUUGGGAAUAA
Morchella importuna is the source of this 606-nucleotide messenger RNA. RefSeq lists its product as uncharacterized. Gene Ontology annotation, biological process: Rho protein signal transduction. The transcript is spliced from 6 exons. Gene Ontology annotation, cellular component: cytosol; membrane; cytoplasm. The record is from RefSeq and is a predicted model, not a curated record. The coding region runs from base 1 to 606 and encodes 201 amino acids. Gene Ontology annotation, molecular function: protein binding; Rho GDP-dissociation inhibitor activity. Lineage: Eukaryota; Fungi; Ascomycota; Pezizomycetes; Pezizales; Morchellaceae.